Hyaloperonospora brassicae is the source of this 1452-nucleotide messenger RNA. The record is from the annotation of a GenBank genome assembly. Lineage: Eukaryota; Oomycota; Peronosporomycetes; Peronosporales; Peronosporaceae.
AUGCGACUGCCCCUGGACCUGAAGCUCGUGGGCAAGAAGGAGCAGUCGUACGCGUCGCUCGACGUCUCCGACACGCACCCGCGACACGGCAGCGCCCACCUCCUGCACGCCGCUCCGCUCUCUCCGUCGGCCGUCUCGACAAUGUCCCUCAGCUCCGACGACAGCGCCCACACGCCGUUCCACAGUGAGGGGCGACGCGACGCGACACUCAUUGGCGGGAACAGUGGGCCGCCGCUCCACCGCACUGUCGCGAACGACGUGUUGGCCGCACUGGACGGACCGAUUCGGCAACUGGCGUUCGAGACCAAAGGCGCUUUGCUCGCGACGGGACUCGCCGCGACGCUGUACCUGCUGACGUGGUUCCAAGCAGUGCUGGUCCCCUUCUUCCUUGCCGUGUUCCUCAUGUACCUCGUGGAUCCGCUGGUGGAAAUGAUUGACGUUUCGCCCAAGUACUUCCUCUGCAUCUGUACAUCCCGUGGGCGCCACGCCCGACGGAAAUCCCGAGGCUGCUCGCGUGCGCUCGCGUCGCUCGUUGCUGUCAGUGUCGUGUGUGUGUUCUUUGGACUGCUGGGCUACAUUACUGUGCUAUCGGUCCAUGCACUGGACACAAGCGCUUAUCAGACGGGGUACAACCAUCUCGUCUCACAAGUCGAGCACAUUCUGGAGCGACUGGGACUACCUGUAAACAUCACGACCACGCUGCACGACAAUGUUGACAAGCUUGCGCGUGUGGUGGUCACUGAAACGAUGGACCUGCUCUCCGUUAUGUUCGUGACGCUGAUCUACCUCACGUAUUUCCUCUGUACCCGAACACGUGCUAGUGAUGCUGGAGGUGUCUGGUCGAAGAUUGACCACGACAUUCAGCGAUUUGUGACGCUGAAGUGUUUUCUCUCGCUCUUCGUAGCCUUGCUGGUUACGAUUGUCUACGUGUGGCUGAACGUGGGCCUGGCGAUCGUGUGGGGUAUGCUGACGUUCAUUUUGAACUGGAUCCCUAACGUGGGAGCUAUGAUUGCGUCCGUUGUUCCAGUUUGUAUCAUUGUUAUCACGCCGUCCGAAGUGAUGAACCACAUGGAAAAGUUCAUGGCCGUGUUCCUUCCAAUGUGUUUCCACAUGUUCGUCGGCAACUUUGUAGAACCAAAAGUGUUUGGCCGGAAACUCGAGAUCGACCCUGUGAUUGUCAUUUUGUCUCUUUCGGCUUGGGGUCUUCUCUGGGGAGUCGUGGGCAUGAUGCUAUCUGUGCCGCUUACUGCCGCCGCUAAGAUCAUGCUGAGUCAUCUCAAGCUGUGGCCCGAGUUUGUUGCUUUAGUGGAAGGGACGUACUUCACACGGUUUGGCAACAAGACUGCCCGGUAUCGGAAACACGAAGAGAACGACAAGGAGGAUUUCGAGACCAUGCAGGUCCGGACUGAGAGUGAACAGGAUCGUGCAAGUAGUGGCCACAUGCGAAUAUAA